UAGAGAGGGCAAUACAUGUAGGGUUACAAAAACCCCAGUCCAGGGACAAGGCAGAGAGGCAGGAACCUAGCAGAGCAGAGGAUGGCUGAGAUGAGUGCCCCAAAGGAGCCAGAUGGCCCUGGUGAGGCUAAGCCCCAACUAGGGGGUGGCAGAGGAAGAAAGGCCUCCAGGUCCUGGGGGAGUUCAGAAGAGGUGACAUUCUGGGGUAUGAAAUUAGCUGAAAAAGACCCCAGACUCCUAAGGACCCACCACCUCAAGAUCUUUCCAGGAUAUCUGACUCGGGUCCCCCAGACUCUUUGGCUGAUUCUCAUUUCUCUGGUCUUCUUCAUGCUCCUUGUGACCACCCUGGCCCAAGUCUUCAGAAUCCUCCAGUCCUUGCAGAAGGAGACCUGGGACCACCAGAGGAGCCACAAUUCAACUACCAUUUCUCCAAAGCAGAUACACUCAGAGCUGGAGGAGAUCCGCCAGCAGCUGACUUGGAUGAAUGCCACCCUGACUGGCUUGUGCCGUCUCUGCCCCUGGAAUUGGGAAUUCUUCCAGGGAACUUGCUACUUCUUCUCCAAGACCAAGGGAAUCUGGAAAUUUUCUGUCUCUGCCUGUGAGAAGAUGGGGGCCCAACUGGUGAUUGUCGACAAUGCUGAGAAGCAGACUUUCCUAAGGUUCUGGAAUGUCAGAGAAAAUACCAGGACCUGGCUUGGCCUCAGUGACCACCACAAUGAAGGCUCCUGGCACUGGGUGGACAACAGCUCCCUCCAGCUCAGCUUCUGGUUGGAAGGAGAACCCAACAACCAUGAGAAUGAAGACUGUGUGGAAUUGACCAAUGAUGGCUGGAAUGACAACAAAUGUACUGUAGAAAAUUUCUGGAUCUGUGAGAAGCCAUCUGGUUCUUGCCCUGGCCUCUGAGGGCUGUUUCCCUUUGGUGAAUUCCCAUAUGCCUCCUGAACUGAGGUCUUUGAGAUGCUGAGUCUCCAUGACCCCCUUCUACUCAAAGACCCCGUACCUCCAUAGGCUCCAGCUCAUCCCUCUUCCUCCUUUGAUGGUCUCAGUUACCUUCAACCCCCAUGAAAUCCACCUAAUAAAGUCACACAUUGCAUUCCAUUCAACUUA
Molecule: messenger RNA, 1107 nt
Organism: Choloepus didactylus (southern two-toed sloth)
Lineage: Eukaryota; Metazoa; Chordata; Mammalia; Pilosa; Megalonychidae
Product: CD209 antigen-like protein E
Exons: 8
Coding region: 82-903 (273 amino acids)
Source: RefSeq, a predicted model, not a curated record